This is a messenger RNA of Vicia faba (fava bean), 1029 nucleotides long. Lineage: Eukaryota; Viridiplantae; Streptophyta; Magnoliopsida; Fabales; Fabaceae. The record is from the annotation of a GenBank genome assembly.
AUGGCGGACGAGCCGUGCUCUUUCGGACGCCCCGAAAGGGAAGAACAAAGUGCCGAUGAGGCUGUGAGUUUGAUCGACACCGUAGAAGACCCUCUGUUGGACUGGGUGGGCGCCGAGCCUAGAGGAAUCGCCUCGGUCUAUAGUCGGCGUAGCCGAAGGCCAUACGAUAUCCUUGAGGCGAGCAACGACCAGCCUGAUUUUCAAAAGAAUUUCGUCGUUACACGACCGACCUCCACUGCUCGGAUUUGCUCGGUGUUCCCCGAGUACAAUUUCCCCAUGUACGAAAUCGCAUUCAAAGACCUUGGGCUGCAGCUGCCCUUCAGCGACUUUCAGGCCGGGGUCUUUGCCCAUUUGGGGUUGGCCCCGUCGCAGCUACACCCGAACUCGCUCGCCUUUAUCCGGGCGUUUGAGCUGACCUGUCGUUUUCUGAGGAUCGGGGCGACUAUACCCCUCUUUUUCAGAAUCUUCCAUCUGCAGCGCCAGUCCCGGGGAGGAAAGCACAGCUGGGUCUCCCUGAAGCAGUCGAAGAGACUAUUCAAGAUGUAUAUGGACUCCGUGCGGGGUUUUAAAGACAAGUGGUAUGUCGUGAGGCCGGUUACCACAGCCGCUUUAGAGUCCAUAUACGAGGAUGAAGCGCCGGUAAGCGACGAUGACGGGGAGGCACUUUUAGACAACGACGGGUAUCCGGUGUUGGGACGCACGACCAAGUUCCCCGUGCAUUGGAUUUCUAGGCAUUACGAGCACGGAACUGGGUAUUAUCAUACUUCUGCGGGCGACAUGGGUUCCGAGGAUGAAAAAGCUUAUGACACUCUUUGUCGGUACGUUGAUAGCUUCCACCCCGCCAGGUGGGCUACGAGGGAAGGGGAAGAUGUCCUGGACGAGGAGGAUUAUCCGACAUUCGAGGCCCGACCGAUCGAUACCAAGGCGCUCGUGGAGUGUCAGACGUUCAGGCAGGCUGCUCGUCUGCUAGGUCGUUUAUUACUUGAAUUUCUUUGCUCGUCAUUUGUCUGUUUAUUUGCUCGACACUAA